AUGUCUACUGGUCCAAAUACUCCUGAAGAAUAUGAAGAAGAAAUUUUACAAAGUUUACAAAAUUUAAGUUUUGAAGAAACAGCUACAAUAAAUGAAGAAGAUUUGAAUAAAAAUUUAGAGUUAGCUCAAAAAAAAUAUGUAGAUGAAGAAACUCAAAAAUGUUUAAAAUGUUCUAAAAUAUUUAAUUUAACAACAGCAACUACUUCUAUUCAUACUCAUUUACAACAGCAACAUAAUUUAUUAUUAGAAAAAGAAAAAUCAAAUCUUUUAAUUAAAAAAUAUUCAGUAGAAAUUCAAGCAGAAAAAACUCAGCCAAUUUUUGAAUGGAUUAUCUUAGCUCUUAAACCAUUUAAAGUAAUAGAAGAUAAAGCUUUUCAAAAUAUAAUUCAUAAACUUGAUCUAUUUUAUCAAAUUCCUAGUCAUAAAAUUAUUAAAACUUUAACAUCUUUAAAAAUGGAAAGUUUUAUGGCUAUUACAAUUCACUUUAUUGAUGAAAAUUGGAAUUUACAGCAUUUUGUAUUAGAUAUAUUUCACUUUAAAAGAUCUCAUACUGGAAAAAUUAUUGCUGAUAAACUAUAUAAUUUACUUGAAGAAUUUGAAAUUGAAACUAAAGUUAUUGCAUUAACUACUGAUAAUAGUUCUAAUAUGAUUUCUGCUGCAAAUUUUUUACAAGAUAAAUUAACUGAUUUUUGUCAUUAUAGAUGUAUAGCUCAUAUACUUAAUUUAGUAGUUUCAGCUGGUUUAAAUCUUUUAGAUAAUUCAAUUAAAAAAUUAAGAAAAUUAAUUAAAAUGAUCCGUAAAUCACCUAAAAUUUUUGAAGAUUUAAAAAAUAUUAUAACUUUAGAUGAUAAGCCUUUUUUAGCUCCAAUUUUGGAUUGUAAAACAAGAUGGAAUUCAACUUAUCAGAUGGUUAAAAGAGCAUGUUUACUUUAUGAAUCUAUAGAAAUGUUAUUAGUUAAAUAUUCAAAUUUAAAAACUUAUAUGCCAAAUGAAGAAGAUUGGAAAAUUUAUAAAAAUUUAGUUGAUUUAUUAAAACAAUUUUAUGAAGCUACUAUUGAACUUUCAUCACAAACUUAUCCAACAAUAGCACAUGUACAAAUAAUUUUAUUAUCUCUUAGAAAUGAUUUAGAAUCUAAAAAAGAUAUAAAUUUUUCAUUACAUUAUGUUAAUGAUGCUAUGUUAUAUAAAUAUAUUGAAUAUUUUAAUUUAAUAACUGAAUCAUUACAUAUUUCUGCUUUUUUAGAUUCUAGAUACAAAAAAUAUUGCUUUCCUAAUAUGACUGAUGAAGAGAUUCUAAUACCAAUUAGACAAAAAAUAAAUCAACAAUUACCUUUAUCAAUAAUUAAACCUAAAAAACUAUCAAAAGCAGAUGAAACUAUAAAACUUUUGAAUUGGUGGAAUACUCAUACAGCAGAAUAUCCAAUACUUUCAGAACUUGCUCAUAAUUAUUUGUAUAUUCAAGCUAGUUCAGUUCCAU
Messenger RNA from Scutellospora calospora, 1477 nucleotides. The record is from the annotation of a GenBank genome assembly. NCBI's taxonomy places the organism in Eukaryota, Fungi, Glomeromycota, Glomeromycetes, Diversisporales, Gigasporaceae.